UGUUAAUCUGGGUGUAGACACACACACACACACACACACACACACACACACAGGCAGCGGAAGCAGCCUCCUCCUCCUUCUUCUCUCCUCCCGUCAUGGCUCCAACCGUCGGUUCAGGCUGCUGUAAAUAUUAACGGUGUAUUAUUCGGUUCGUGUCCGGUGCAGCGGCUCGUGAGGAAACAUGCUUUGUCUCAAACAGUUGGUGCUCCGUUCUCCGUCCGUCACCGCCUCCGUUAGCUCCUCUCUACGGCAGCAUGCCCGGUUCAAGUCGCAGGGCCCCGCCGGGCAGGUUGGACUGAAGCGGUUCAGCACCGCGGAGGCGACCGUGGAGACCCGGGACCAGGGCCGCCUGAAGGAGAAGACCCUGACCAUGGCGACCCUGAACCCGCAGGUGAAGGCGGUGGAGUACGCUGUGAGAGGACCCAUCGUCAUCAAGGCGGGGGACAUCGAGAAGGAGCUGCAGCAGGGAGUGAAACAGUCCUUCACUGAGGUCAUCAAAGCCAACAUAGGUGACGCCCAUGCCAUGGGACAGCAGCCAAUCACUUUCCUCCGUCAGGUGGUUGCUCUGUGUUGUUUCCCUGAACUGUUGGACAGUCCAGCUCUCCCUGAUGACGCCAAGCAACGAGCCCAGCGCAUCCUGCAGGACUGUGGAGGACACAGCCUGGGCUCGUACAGUAACAGCCAGGGGGUGGAUUGUAUCCGUCGGGAUAUCGCUGACUACAUCACACACAGAGACGAGGGUGUGCCCACUGACUGGAACGACAUCUACCUCACCACAGGGGCCAGUGAUGGCAUCAUGAGCAUCCUGAAGCUUCUCGUGUCAGGUGAGGGCACGUCCAGGACGGGUGUGAUGAUCCCCAUCCCUCAGUACCCUCUGUACUCUGCAGCCAUAUCAGAACUGGAGGCAGUGCACAUUAACUACUACCUGGAUGAGGAGAACUGCUGGGCCCUGGAUAUUGAAGAGCUGCAGCGAGCGUACCUGUCAGCCAAACAGCACUGCCAGCCCAGAGUCCUGUGUAUCAUCAACCCAGGAAACCCCACAGGUCAGGUGCAGAGUAAGAAGUGUAUAGAGGAGGUGCUGCACUUUGCCUACGAGGAGAACCUGUUUGUCAUGGCUGAUGAGGUAUAUCAGGACAACGUGUACUCGUCAGACUGUCAGUUCCACUCCUUUAAGAAGGUCCUCUAUGAGAUGGGCCCCGAGUAUUUCAACAAUGUGGAGCUGGCCUCCUUCCACUCCACCUCCAAGGGCUACACAGGAGAGUGUGGUUUCCGUGGAGGUUACAUGGAGGUGUUGAACAUGGAUCCAAAGGUGAAGGCCCAGCUGGUCAAACUACUGUCUGUUCGUCUCUGCCCUCCCGUCCCCGGACAGGCAGCAAUGGACGUCAUUGUAAAUCCUCCCAAAGACCACGAGCCCUCGUACGCUCAGUUUAUCAAGGAGAAGAGCUCAGUCCUGGGUGAACUGGCUCUCAAAGCCAGACUUACAGAGGAAAUCCUGAACUCAGUACCUGGGAUCAAAUGCAACCCGGUCCAAGGAGCCAUGUAUGCCUUCCCUCAGAUCUUCAUCCCACCACGAGCCAUCCAGGAAGCUCAGACUCUGUCUAUGGCUCCUGACAUGCUGUACUGUCUGAAGCUGCUGGAGGAAACUGGAAUCUGUGUUGUUCCAGGAAGUGGGUUUGGCCAGAGGGACGGAACAUAUCACUUCAGAAUGACCAUCCUGCCGAGCCCAGAGAAGCUGAAAGUCCUCCUCGGCAAAGUGAAGGACUUCCACCUCAGAUUCCUCGAGGAGUAUUCACAACAGGAACCUACGAUCAGCAGAGUCCCCCAAGAACACAGAGACACGUAAAAGCAGCCAGACUGAAGCUUUAAUGUGUGACAGCUCGUGUAACGUUCAUACCGCUUUAAGUUUACUUGUUUUCCAGACCGUGUGUGACAGAAACAUUGUGCCUUGUCCUCACAUGAUAUUUGAAGAGGUAAAGGAUCGUCUCCCUGUCCAAACAUGUCCAAUAAAUACACUGUAUAGCAGCAUAUGAAGCGCACACUCAUCUUAAGCUACUCUCAGUAUUUCUGUCAUGCUCUCAUUGACCUGCAGCUCAGUGGUGAACGACCACUGACAUCCAUUUCCCAUCCACACACAUCCAUGUGAUGCUUAGCCAAGGACUUUACCCAUCAGCUUGUCAUUAGGCGUAUGAGGAGUUGUGUGCCUCUUUAAAUGCCUCUGUUAAAGUGCAACUACAAAGAUUUUCAGAUGUAAAUUUUUUUUGUUUGUUUCUGCCUUGCCUUAUAAAACAUUAAAGGAUCAGUUCACUCAUAUCACUAAACACACA
Messenger RNA from Epinephelus moara (kelp grouper), 2324 nucleotides. RefSeq names its product glutamic pyruvate transaminase (alanine aminotransferase) 2 (gene gpt2). The coding region runs from base 182 to 1843 and encodes 553 amino acids. The transcript is spliced from 11 exons. Gene Ontology annotation, biological process: biosynthetic process. Gene Ontology annotation, molecular function: L-alanine:2-oxoglutarate transaminase activity; pyridoxal phosphate binding. NCBI's taxonomy places the organism in Eukaryota, Metazoa, Chordata, Actinopteri, Perciformes, Serranidae. The record is from RefSeq and is a predicted model, not a curated record.